Messenger RNA from Cryptococcus wingfieldii CBS 7118, 417 nucleotides. RefSeq lists its product as hypothetical. The transcript has 2 exons. Lineage: Eukaryota; Fungi; Basidiomycota; Tremellomycetes; Tremellales; Cryptococcaceae. Bases 1 to 417 code for a protein of 138 amino acids. Gene Ontology annotation, cellular component: mitochondrion; cytoplasm. The record is from RefSeq and is a predicted model, not a curated record.
AUGGGCGGCUAUGCCGAGCUCUCUUCUCCACUCGACGUCCGCGAGGCCGUCAGGAUGGUCAAAGCUCACCUGGGUCUCAAAUACGUCCAGCUCGCGGAACCGGCGGUCGUCCAGCCCGUGACCAGCCUGGCUGUUUGCGCUGGGUCGGGUGGAAGUGUGUUUAAAGGCAUUGAUGCAAAGCUCCUUAUUACUGGGGAAAUGUCUCAUCACGAGGUACUUGCCUAUGUGGCUUCCGGUACAUCCGUCAUCCUCACCAACCAUACCAACACGGAGCGAGGAUACCUUUCUGCCGUGCUCAAACCCUGGCUUCAAGACGAGCUGGACAAGGAGGCUGCCAGUGACGAGGAUGCCAGCAGUGGCGCCAAAUGGGAAGUGCUGGUCAGCAAGGCUGAUGCCGACCCUCUUCGUGUAGUCUAG